UAAAGUGUUUACUCUUCGGUCUGUUAAUCUUAUUUCAAGAACGUGGUAUCCAUUGCGUUCAAAAUGUCCAUCGAUAGUGUUUCAAGAUUAAAGUGAUUAUUGAAUAAUCUGUGUCUACCUCGAUCAAGAUAAUCCUUACUUUUAUGGCAAAGUUUUAUCACUGUUACGCAUUAUAUCCAUUAGAUGGUGCUGAUUAAUUUUUAUUAGACUCCGAAAAUGGCCUUACAAUCGUUGGCAGCCUUCUGAUUCAACAAAUUUUCAGUGUCUCUUUAAACUUUGAUUAUAAUUCAAUCUACUCUUCAUUCAAUUGUCUUUAUUAUCCCUUUUUUUUUCAUUAAAAGUCAAACACUUUAUGCUAUGCUAGUCGAAGUUUUAUGCAGACAUUUAAAUAGAGUUUCUGGUCUGUUGAUUAAAAUGUAUUCAUGGUAACCUUUUAUGUGACUCCUCCCAAGGAAGACUGUCUUUCUUGUUAAAUCUGUGAUUCCCUUCAUCACUUUAUUGUUUUUAUAAGUUUGUUAUCCCUUUUUUAUAUUCCUAUCAGUCUCUUUUCCCUUUCACCUUUCCUUUUCAUUUUCAUUUUCUUGUGUCAUAUUGGACCUUAAGUGUUAUGGAUCUACGGAUUCAUGUUAGUUCCCCUGAUAAUGGAAUUAUCGAGUUGGACCAGGAGUCUGAGAUAAUUAGUGAAGAAACUUUAGCUCAGUUGGUUAAUGAUGAUGAACACAGUUGGCUUUCAAUUGAUUUGAUUUCGACAAACGGCGUUAAUCAUCGUUCUAACGGUAAACCUGCAGGAACAAAUAACCAUUUUUCUCAAAAUAAUGAUGCUGGUCUCUAUGAGAACGGUGAAGGUGACGAUGACAAUAAUCAUGAACAAUAUGACAAAGUUGCCUCUGAGCAACAACACAACGGCAAGCAAGAUUGCGAUUUAAACAAUUGGUUAACAACUGUUCUUGAUAAUGAGGCUUACAAGUCAACUAAAGAUAAUCUUGUUCGUGAAUUGGAUAAUUUAGCAGUUCUGCAUAAAUUGGAAUCUUCUUCCAGGUCUAAUAAAUUUGGUCGAGUGGCUAUGCCUGAAAGAAAUUUAGAAACCCGAUGGGAAUCCAAGUUGGAGUACAAUAAAGAAGCAAAGCUUGAUACAAGAACCAUAACUAAAAGAAAACCAACAUUUUUCAAUCGAUUCUUAUCUUCAGAAGAAUUAUCGCCAAGUAAUGGUAAUUUGAGAAAUACCAAAUUAAACUACAGUAGUUCCAAUAUUAGUGGGAGUAAUACCAACCUUAAUAAUCAUCUGGGUGGCAGUAACAAUGAAUUGGAGAGUACUUUUACCAUGAGAAAGACCAAGCUCAACAAUACAUUUACCAUGGAUGAUGAAGAAAAAAUCAACCCAAAUGAGUCAUUUACAAUUACACGGAGGGACCAAAUACCCCAAUCAUCUCAACAAAUUAUUCAACAAAGGGAUCAACAAUAUUUAUCAAAUACUGCUACGGUCACUCGAGGUUUGAAUGGUGUGACAAAUCGUAAAAUUGAGCAAGAUCAGCCUGUAAAGAAGAAGCCUAUCUCAAUGUAUUCUGUUUAUGCUGAGCCUACUGACAGCCGUCCAAUCAGAAGCAGCAACUCAAAUGUAUUAAGUGCAUAUCGAUUGUUUAAGAGUUCUGCCCUGAAUCGCCAAUAUGAAUAUAGAGAUGACGAGUUAAUUUUAAACAACACUCGUUAUUCACCUGAAUAUUUAUCUAUGACUAGAAAAGCAAGUACACCUAUAACAAACAAUACCGUAUCGACUGCUCGAAUGAUCAAGCGAAAUGGUACAUUCACUUGUAAUAAGCCAACUCUUCCUCCUCGUAUUGUUGGCUCAUUCAUCCCCAAGCCUAAAUAGUUGAUUGACGAAGGAAAAGAAAUAAAAAUGGAUCCAAGAGGAAGCUGUACUAUGUUUAUUUGUGCCUUGCAAGAAAAUUUUGACGUCGACUUUACUUCAUGUAUUCCUUUCUUUAACUUGAUGUUUCCUCUUUUUUUAAAACAAGAGUCUUGGGGACUCUUUUUUUUAAGUAUCACAAGUAAAGAGAUGAGACAAAAGUAAAAGAAGAAAAAAUAAAAUCAACUUAUUUCAAACGUU
Messenger RNA from Tetranychus urticae (two-spotted spider mite), 2104 nucleotides. RefSeq lists its product as uncharacterized. The record is from RefSeq and is a predicted model, not a curated record. Lineage: Eukaryota; Metazoa; Arthropoda; Arachnida; Trombidiformes; Tetranychidae.